GCAAGCAAUUGGCAAAAGCCUCGCGCCCUCACUGAGGCAAACGUGAAUGUCAACCUCGUCAAUAUUUCAAACUCAAAAUCGAGGCCAACGUUCUCUGCACUUCCUGCUCACUAACUGUCAUGUUAUUCCAUACUAUGUUGCUCCACAUUCUCCUGUCUGUACUCUCGAGCCUGAUGGGUUCAGCCUACGGGUACAUACCAGCGCAACCUUCCAACGACACGAGCCAGAUAAAUGGCAUGAAUGCAUCGAGGUUGAUUCUUCAGUGGUACCCGAACGGCUCGGAUUGGGAGUACGUGUCCUAUCAGCUUGUGGGCGCAGGUAGCAACGGUACUACUAAGGGGGCACUCGUGCACUUCACUGAAAGUUUAGCAAUGAACGAGUCAACAACCACUCCUUGGAUAGCUCUGAUAUCAUGUGAUGCUAACUCGACGAACUUCUCUGAAAAUGUCGACAUAUUUACGAUGGCGAGCAGCGCAGGUGCUCAAUCUGCUCUUCUUUAUUCUCUUUAUUCCAACACUUGUCUCAUCAAUCAAGAGUAUGCUGAUCCCGCGAAUUUUGACCAAGUCUUCGAUAUAUUCUCAACUCAGUCGCAAUCGGUCUCCAGAAACAUUCAAUACGAGUUCGGGCAAGAUGGACCCAAGAAUCUAUCUCUUUAUGGGAACUUCGAUGCAACUACCUUAAACGCAUCUGCAACAACUAUCAGCCAGUCUAUAAUGUCAGGCUAUCCUACGGUUCCUGGCUAUCUACUUGCAACUUUGCAAGCUUGGAACGCGACAGGAACUAACUCUACGGGCACAAGUAGCAAUAAUAAUGGCUCCACUAGUUCGACUACGAAUGAAGGCGGUAAAAAAGAGACGGGUUUAGCUAUGAUCAUCCUGUAUGCUAUCACCGGCUGCGUUUCAGCUUUAUUUUGCGUCGUCAUCAUAUCGGGGGCAGUCAGGGCUUUACGCCAUCCCGAGAGAUACGGUCCCCGAAUCGCAAAUGGUGACCCCCAUGGUGGACGUGGCGGUAGCCAAAGCCGAGCCAGUGGCCUUGGACGGGCCAUUUUGGACACGUUCCCCAUUGUGAGAUUUGGCACUGCGCCGGAUGCCACUUAUCCAAGUGCCAAAGACGUUGAAUCGCCCCCGGUGGAUGCUGAUACAACACUGCAACAAUCAAGUGAUGCUGUGGAGAUGGGCAUCAUCUCCAGUCAGGCAGUCCAGCAACCAUCACAAUCAGUAGGAGAGACCAACGAGAGAUACAUUUCUACUACUGGUGCCACAGUAAAUGUGCAUGGUCAAGAGGAUUCGCAGUCCGAUGCACGAGCUGUACCUCGGUUGAUACCUCCACGACUGCCUGCUACUUCCGAGGCGCCACCAUCUUCAGCACGGGAUGUCGAUCCGCUUAUGCCAGAGGCAAUCGGACAUGAGACAUGUCCCAUCUGCAUCGUUGACUUUGAGGAGGGUGAUGAGCUAAGGGUGUUGCCUUGCGAAGGAAAACAUCGUUUCCACCAGACGUGCGUUGAUCCGUGGCUUUUAGAGCUUUCGGGUUCUUGCCCAUUGUGUCGACAAGAUUUUCACGCUCUUGAGACGAUGUUGUCAGGGGAUGCGGGUGAUCGUGAUGCUCUUUCUGUGUUUCCUUCCAACCGGCGUGUCAGCCAAGCACCCUCGAUGCAACAAAAUCGCUUUUCUCGCUAUUUACGAUCUGCACGACGGCGGCACCGUGAACUUGGAGGAAACGAUGAUGAUACUGUAGACCCGUCUGUGGCUACGACUGUUGACCAUUCGCUAUGACCCUUUGGACAUUUACCCAUAUACCAAUCACAGUCAUUGAAUCGUGCUUAGUCACAUAUCUAUACUUACCUUCUGCUGGGCAAUUUAUCAAGGGUUCUGCGAACAAAGGAAACAGUAUACUUGCAGUAUACUAAGUC
Molecule: messenger RNA, 1909 nt
Organism: Suillus subaureus
Lineage: Eukaryota; Fungi; Basidiomycota; Agaricomycetes; Boletales; Suillaceae
Exons: 9
Coding region: 120-1772 (550 amino acids)
Source: RefSeq, a predicted model, not a curated record